AGAGAAAAAAAAAAAAAGCACAGCAUCAGCCGAAAAGGCUUUUCCAAAUUUCUUUCCUAAUCAGUAAUCGUACAAACGCAACCAUAAGGUUCCCGGCGGGUCCGUCUUCUUCCCCCUCCUUCCGCUCCAACCUGUCCCGUUUUUUCCAUUCGGUCCGUUCCCCUCCGUUCUCCAAUAUUUAUUUCCUGUACGUGAAGAGGAAAGGGGGUCCCCCCGUCGUGCAAUGCAGCAGCAUGGGCACGUUUGACCGUGGCGUGCAGAUGCUGCUGAGCACGGUGGGCGCGUUUGCUGCGUUCAGCCUCAUGACCAUCGCUGUGGGCACAGACUACUGGCUGUACUCACGCGGCGUCUGCAAGAUCAAAACGACCAACGAGAACGAGACCAGCAAGAAGAACGAGGAGGUCAUGACCCACUCUGGCCUGUGGAGGACAUGCUGCUUGGAGGGAACCUUCAAAGGACUGUGCAAGCAGAUCGAUCACUUCCCGGAAGACGCCGAUUACAAAGCAGAUGCCUCUGAAUACUUCUUACGUGCUGUGAGAGCAUCCAGCAUCUUCCCCAUCCUCAGCGUUAUCCUGCUCUUCAUGGGAGGCCUGUGUAUAGCUGCCAGCGAGUUCUACAAGUCCCGACACAACAUCAUCCUCAGUGCCGGGAUCCUCUUCGUCUCGGCAGGUCUCAGUAACAUCAUCGGCAUGAUCGUGUACAUAUCAGCGAACGCAGGUGAUCCCACCAAGAGCGACUCGAAGAAGAACAGCUACUCAUACGGCUGGAGCUUCUAUUUCGGCGCUCUUUCCUUCAUCAUGGCGGAGAUGGUCGGAGUCUUAGCCGUGCACAUGUUCAUCGAUCGGCACCGGGAGCUGAGGUCAGGUGUGAGGGCCGCCGAUUACCUGCACGGUUCAGCCAUUACUCGAAUCCCCAGCUAUCGUUACCGCUACCGGCGCCGCUCACGCUCCAAUUCGCAGUCGCGCUCCUCAUCACGCUCCACAGAGCACUCACAGUCACGUGAAGCCUCUCCAGUGGGGCUGAAAGGUUUCGGCACCCUGCCCUCCACGGAGAUCUCCAUGUACGCGCUCAAGGGGGGUCACGGCACACCCACGGCCACCUACAACUCCGACAGGGACUUCCUCCAGGUCCACAACUGCAUCCAGAAGGACCCGAAGGACUCGGGUAACUCCGCUAACCGGCGCACGACGCCGGUAUGAGGAACGCCAUCGCUGCAGAAACAAACACCACCACGGGUGGAAAAAAAUCAGAGCUCUAACAUUUAACGUACCGUGAGUUCUUAUGAUUAGGAAGAGCUGGGCGCAGUUCCUCUCCUAUUCCUCAGUCUGUCACAUUUGCAUGAUUUAGGUUUUUGUUUUUUUUCCCACCAUUUUUAUAUUAGAUAAAACCAGCUCGUGUGUGUGUGUGUGUGUGUGUGUGUGUGUGGACACGUUUUUUGGCCCUGAUUUUUUACUACCAUUCCUAACACGCCCUCUCCGAUGUUCCCUGAACAGAGCGGCCACUUGCAGUCAAGAGGAAAUCAUCCGACCUUGGCACUGAAACAAUCUCCAUGACGAUACUUUUUUUUUUUUUUUUUGAAUUAUGAGUCUUGCUAAUUUGCUAACAAAGCAGCAACACAGUUUGGUUAGCUGUACAAUUUGGAGUGAUAUUUCAGAUGGUAAAUUUUUUUAAAUUAGAAGUUUUUAACACUGGAAAUCACCAUGUUUCUGGGGUGAUGCUAACGCUCCUGAUAAUCUCUCAUCUAACGCUCGGCACUUUCAGCUAAUAAAAUAUCAUAUUAGCGCUCAAGACGAAGCCAGGAUUCGACAGAGAAAAAAGUCAAUAAGGGCGUGUUAAAGUGUGGUAUUGAAACAAGGCCUAGGGUUAAAGAUAAGCUUGUAUUUUAUUUUGCGUGUUCAUUUGAUCAUUUGUGAUUUUGUUUGCUUUUUUUCUUUUCUUUUUUUCUUACAUAAAAACUGUGAAACACGGCAGAAGGGAUUUCAGUAAGGAAAAGCCCAGACUGCAAACAAAGCGAUACAUUAUAUACAUGUAUAAUGUAUUAAUUUUAUAAUUUAUUUAAAGACUUUCCUGAAGUGCAAAAAAAAUGAACAAAAAAAGGACAAGAAAUGAGAAACAAAGUGCAAAACUGAUGAGCGACGAGAAACCGAGCGACGUGAACAGAAAGUAAAAGCGAUAGAAAGAAAGAAAGAAAAAAAAAACUGCAAGAUUUUCCACCACGACGCUGCUGGAACUAAGGGACACUUUUGACUUUGACGAUGAAAAAUCUAUUCUUUUAAAAACCGAACCUUCUCACUUUUCGCUUCGUCCCUGUCCGCUUUCUUUUUUUUAUUCCUCCUCCCGCCUUCAGCCAGAGCUGAACCGAGCUACAGGCAGACGCUGAAGAAGAAAGGUCAGAGGUCAACCGGACGGACUGCAGGAUCCACUGCCAAGACAGAGGAUGGAAAAAAAAAAGCAAGAAGGAGAGGGCGAGAAAAAAGACGAGGAUGCCGAACACUCGAUCGUUGCGGAAACAAACAAACAAACGAAAAAAAAAAAGCGAGCGACGAAAUGAACGAAGAAAGACAUGAAGCUAAGUAACUCAUGAAUAAAUACAGAAAUUAAAUGCAUGCUAUAAAUUUACAGAAAAUCUGCUCUUGAGACGUUUUAAAGGAUAACAAUAAUUAUAACGGGAGAAAAGCAAUGCUAAAAAAAUUAAUGUGUACUUCUUUUUAUUUUCCUUUUCUCUUCUUCUUUCUUUUUUUUAAAAUCCAACUCAUGAUCUUUAGCUAUGGUAACAAAUCAACCUACAACAACUUUUCACUGCUUGUUCAUUAUAUAUCUUAUUUCCGUUCCUUUGUUUUUUUGUCGCCGUCGUCGUUGACUCUUUCUAUGUAAAUGUACAGAUUUCAUUUGGAAAAUUCACCCAGCCUUAGCCAUGUUGUUUUUUUUUUUCCUUCUUCUUCUCUCUUUCUGAUAAUUUUCGAUGUGUUGUUUCAAACGAACUCUAAAAGGUGCCAAAAUAUAGAAAAACAGAAAGAUCCUCAACUUGGAUGCAUCAAGUUCUGAUGAAUAAAAAGACGAACCCCAGG
This is a messenger RNA of Tachysurus vachellii, 3068 nucleotides long. RefSeq names its product voltage-dependent calcium channel gamma-2 subunit-like. Bases 234 to 1199 code for a protein of 321 amino acids. The transcript has 4 exons. Lineage: Eukaryota; Metazoa; Chordata; Actinopteri; Siluriformes; Bagridae. The record is from RefSeq and is a predicted model, not a curated record. Gene Ontology annotation, cellular component: AMPA glutamate receptor complex; postsynaptic density membrane. Gene Ontology annotation, biological process: positive regulation of synaptic transmission, glutamatergic; calcium ion transport; transmission of nerve impulse. Gene Ontology annotation, molecular function: channel regulator activity; voltage-gated calcium channel activity.